AUGACAUUUUUAGCAGCAACGGUUUUCCAACAAAGUGGAGCGAGAAAAUAUUUUCCUUGCUUUAAUGAGCCUCAAUUUCGAACUCCAUUCAGAGUUUCAAUAUUCAGGGAUCGAUUUCACAUAGGCCUUUCAAACUCAAAUGUGCUUAAGACCGAAGAUGUUGGAUUCUAUAUGGGUACUGGUUUGCUUCGAGAUGAUUUCAUGGAAACGCCUCGUUUAUCAGCAGAUUCAUUAAGUUGGGUGAUUAGUGAUUUUGAGAGACAGUCGCUAAAUAUUGAGACAUUUACAAAGACUCCUAUCAAAACUCCAAAAACAAAAAAUGAAAAAAUAUGGACAACUUUGAAAAAUAACACUAGUAGCUUUAAAAAAGUAUCUGCUCGUAGUAUAGCAUCUUUAACACAUUCUCUAAACUUAAAGGUUCUUGCAAUGAAUAACACCUUGUUUCCACAUACUUCAACAACAGUAAGCAGGGUUUCAGAAAACAAUUCAAAAGAUUAUUUUGAGGAAAAAAUGUCAUAUACAUUCUACGCUCCAGAAGAUUUAUUAACACGUGCAAUUUUAAUAAUGCAAACUGCUAAAGAUGUAAUGAGCUAUUUGGAAUCCUGGCUGAAUACUAAAUAUCCAUUAGCGAAGCUUGACUUUGUUGCACUUCCUUCUUUGAAAAAAAAUGUAAUAUCAUCCUUGGGGCUAAUAAGUCUCAAAAUAUCAUUUCUGUCCGAUCAAAAAUCUACUACUACGGAAGAAAAUCAGCUUUCUACUGUUCGAAUUGCUGAAGCAAUUGUGCAGCAAUUUUUUGGAGGAGUUACAUCAUCAAUAUCAUCAAAAGAUAAUGUUAUCUGGGAUGGGCUGGUGAAAUAUUUAUCAAUUUUAAUACUCUCAUCAUUACACAUACAAUGGCCUUUAAAAGAGAUGCACGUUUUUCAUAUAACGACCAACACAAUGGAUAUAGAUGCAAUGCAAGGGUGGACAAGUAUAUUCAGUGUAACUAAAUUCAUUGAACAGAAUGAUGAAUUUUACGUUGAUAAGGUCGUUGCUGUCUUUGCAAUGUUUCACUCCACAAUUGGGGAAACAAGAUUUAAGAAAUGUGUGGAAAAAUUUUUAAAAGAAAAUUAUUUCAGUGUAACUGAGGUAAAAAAAUUAUGGAGCUCUUGCAGCGAAUCACAUGAUUUAAAACCAAAAAUAAAUGUUGAGGAAAUGAUGAGUUUGUGGAUGAACAAGCAAGGGUUUCCAUUAAUAACUGUAUCUAAAACAGGAAAUAAUUUCACACUAUCGCAAGCACCUUUUAAACGCAAAAUUAAUAUAGCUGCAGACGAUGAUGCCUUAUCUUCUAGUCCGAAACUAGACACAAAGGAAAAUUUGAACGCAUCAACUAUCUGGGCGUUUCCAGUUAAAUAUAUUACAAAUAUGAAAAACUCCUCUCAACAAUUAUGGAUGGAUAAAGCCAAAGUUUCGUUUCAAGUUACUGAUGGUGUUAAGUGGAUCAAAUUGAAUUCUGGACAAAGCAGCUUCUACAGAGUUUUGUAUGAUGAAGGAAACUGGCAAAAAAUAAUUGAAGUGUUGGUUAAAGAUCAUAAGCAGUUAAGUCCAGAGGACCGAGUUGGACUACUCUCUGAUGGAUUUACACUUUGCCAUGCUAAUUUAUUAUCAUGCGAAAUUAUUCUGAAUAUGAUUCCAUAUCUUCAAAAUGAAACAAAAUGGGGACCAAUUACUUUGGCCGUUAGACAUUUAGAAAAUUGGCGAAGAAUUCUAAAAUACUCCGAAUGCUUUUUAAUGCUGUCAGAGUUUAUUAAGUUACAGUUUUCAUCAAUAAUAGAACGAAUUGGAUAUUUGGAUGAAGGGGAUAUCGAGACCAAAAUGGUGCGGCCUGGAGUUUUAUUGGCCUUGGUUUUAUGGGAAGAUGGUGAUGUUAUCAAAAAAUCGAAAACAAUAUUUAAUCAAUUUAUUAAUGAGAGGAAUGAGCAUAUUCCUCCAAAUUUGAGAGAGGCGAUCUACACUGGAGCUAUUUUGUCUGGGGAAUAUGUAUACUGGCAGUUUUGUUGGGAAAAGUUUCUUACAUUACAAACUACUCCCGGAAAUUUCACCGAGCGAAUGCAACUCGUCAGAGCACUUGGAAGAACAAAAGAUGUUUGGCUUCAAAAUCGUCUUCUUUCACACAUUACGCUGUUACCUACAGCUGAAAUCGUAGAAGUACUUCAAUCAAUUGCCGGUACUCCAAUAGGAGGUGCUAUAGCAUGCCGUUUCUUGCAAGCAAAUUGGUUUGAUUUACAAUCGAGAUUAGGAGAAGGAUCUGUGAGUUUUGCGAAAGUUAUUUCAAUUAUAACACAAUACGGAUCAACAAACUUCGAUUAUGAUGAGGUAUUAUACAAAUACUAAUAAAUUUGAUUCUUUCCACCAA
Messenger RNA from Eupeodes corollae, 2395 nucleotides. Its product is annotated as endoplasmic reticulum aminopeptidase 2. NCBI's taxonomy places the organism in Eukaryota, Metazoa, Arthropoda, Insecta, Diptera, Syrphidae. Gene Ontology annotation, cellular component: cytoplasm. The transcript is spliced from 9 exons. Gene Ontology annotation, molecular function: peptide binding; zinc ion binding; metalloaminopeptidase activity. Bases 1 to 2373 code for a protein of 790 amino acids. The record is from RefSeq and is a predicted model, not a curated record. Gene Ontology annotation, biological process: peptide catabolic process; proteolysis.